UGAAGUGAAGGUGAAGUAAACUCCCUGGAAACCCCUGAGCCUGAGCAGCAGGGGACGAGGAGAAGGGGGCCAGGGCCACCUGAGAGGGUAGAGGCUUCCUGCUUCAAAGGUAUCUGAGAUGAAUCCCACCAGCCAAUUCCUUGGCACGACAGAAUAUGACUAUGGAUACGAUGAAAACACUGCUCCGUGUAACGAAGGAAACAACUUUGGCAGGUUUAAAUCCCUAUUUCUGCCAAUUCUUUACUGCCUUGUGUUUGUCUUCUGCCUUGUGGGAAACUCCUUGGUCCUCUGGGUUCUCCUGACCAGGAAAAGGCUGACAACAAUGACUGACAUCUGCCUGCUGAACCUUGCAGCCUCUGAUCUCCUCUUCGUUUUGCCCCUCCCUUUCCAAGCCCACUAUGCUUCAGACCAGUGGGUUUUUGGCAAUGCCAUGUGUAAGAUAAUGGCUGGUAUUUACUACACAGGUUUUUAUAGCAGUAUUUUCUUUAUAACCCUCAUGAGCAUAGACAGGUACAUAGCAAUUGUCCAUGCUGUCUAUGCCAUGAGGAUACGGACAGCCACUUGUGGCAUAAUUAUCAGCUUGAUCCUGUGGCUGGUGGCUGGCUUGGCCUCUGUACCCAAUAUCAUGUUCAGCCAGGAGAUGGAGAUCGAACAGGCUUUGCAGUGUGUCCCCACAUACCCCCCAGGUGACAAUACCUGGAAGGUUGCUUUCCAGUUUGCAGCCAAUGUCUUGGGCCUCUUGAUUCCCUUUAGCAUCCUCGUUUGCUGCUACACUCAGAUACUAAAAAACCUGCAAAAAUGCAAAAACCGGAACAAGGUCAAGGCAAUCAAGAUGAUCUUCAUCAUCGUCAUAGUUUUCUUCCUUUUCUGGACUCCUUUCAACAUCGCGCUGUUCCUCGACUCCCUGCAGAGCCUGCACAUCAUCAAUGACUGCAAGGCCAGCUCCCAGAUAGCACUGGCCCUGCAGGUGACAGAAACCAUCUCCUUCAUCCACUGCUGCCUGAACCCCAUCAUCUACGCCUUCGCUGGCGUGACCUUCAAGGCCCAUCUUAAAGGACUCCUUCAGUCCUGUGGUCGUGCCCUCUCCAGCCCUGCCAGAGGUGCCGGCACGGGACAGUCAUUUUCAGCACCCACCCAGCUCUCUGGCUGGUCUGACAGUGCAGGGGUCCUGUGAGCACACCUGAGCCACCUUCUGCUGGUGUGAGGGGCUGGCCAAAGGUCUGCUGUGGGCCUGGAGGUUGUACCAUGUGUGCAGCAUCCCCUGGGAGGUGCAGUAUGCCUGUGUCUCCUGAUGGGAUACGCUGUGAACUGCCACAUAAGAACUUGUGACAUUGAUUUCCCAAGAGAACCAGAGCAUUUGUAAAAUGGUGGCCAUACAUUGCCACAGAAUAAUUUUCAAUUAAGUUUUAGAGAUCUUUUAAUACACUUCAGUAAGCAGGCUGCUUCCUCUAAUAUCUAUUUUCUCCUCUGACAAAAUUGUCGCUUCUGCCUCAGCCCCAAGUAUGCUCUGCCCUGUGGAAGCUAAAUCCCUGGGACAAGUGUGUGACACCCCUCUGGAAAGUGGGGAAGUGGACAGGCAUGGGAUUGCUUCCUAUUGCAAAGAGGGAAUCACCUCAGAC
Molecule: messenger RNA, 1619 nt
Organism: Sturnus vulgaris (Common starling)
Lineage: Eukaryota; Metazoa; Chordata; Aves; Passeriformes; Sturnidae
Product: C-C chemokine receptor type 8-like
Biological process (GO): positive regulation of cytosolic calcium ion concentration; G protein-coupled receptor signaling pathway; calcium-mediated signaling
Cellular component (GO): external side of plasma membrane; membrane
Molecular function (GO): C-C chemokine receptor activity; C-C chemokine binding
Source: RefSeq, a predicted model, not a curated record